Molecule: messenger RNA, 2082 nt
Organism: Kluyveromyces lactis
Lineage: Eukaryota; Fungi; Ascomycota; Saccharomycetes; Saccharomycetales; Saccharomycetaceae
Gene: BPL1
Product: biotin--[acetyl-CoA-carboxylase] ligase BPL1
Exons: 1
Coding region: 1-2082 (693 amino acids)
Biological process (GO): protein modification process
Cellular component (GO): cytoplasm
Molecular function (GO): biotin--[biotin carboxyl-carrier protein] ligase activity
Source: RefSeq, a predicted model, not a curated record
AUGAACGUUUUAGUUUAUAAUGGUGCAGGUACAUCACCUGAGUCCGUGAAGAAUACAAUUGAGACCCUACGAUUAUUGUUGGAGCCAUAUUACGCUGUUUCUCCAGUUACUGCAAGAGUGUUAGAAACCGAACCUUGGACUACGAAGACUUCCGUGGUGGUAUUUCCAGGAGGUGCGGAUUUACCGUAUGUUAGAGAUUGUAAGAAAGUGAUUCCCAAGAUCAGAGAUUUCGUCUCCAAAGACGGUGGUUUAUACAUCGGAAUAUGUGCCGGUGGCUACUUUGGGUCAGGACGUUGUGAAUUCGCAAAAGGUGAUCCUUGUUAUGAAGUCACUGGUCCAAGGGAUUUGAAGUUGUUCCCCGGUAUUGCAAGGGGGCCUGCUUUCAGUGGAUUCAAGUAUAACAAAGAAGAUGGUGCCAAGACUGUCAAGUUAAAAGUAAAUGGAAUUGAAAAUCUCCAAGAAGCUUACUCCUACUAUAACGGUGGUGCGCUUUUCGUUGACGCCGAAAAAUAUCCAAACGUCGAAGUACUAGCAGAGUAUGAAGACUCCGUUGACGUUCCCUUCUCCGAUGAUCCAAAUGCUGCGAAUCAAGAUGCUACUGCUGCUGCUGCUGCUAUAGUGUUAUCAAGCUUUGGAAAGGGUAAAGCAUUAUUUAUCGGUCCACAUCCAGAAAUAUCUGCUAAGAAUCUAAAGCCAAUUGGAGAAGAAUGGUAUGAUAAUAAAGUCAUCAAACUUCUGGAAGAACAUGAUACAUCUAGAUUUCAAUUGAUGAAAGAAGUGUUGAGAAAAGCUGGAUUGAAAUGUAAUAGUACUGAGUCUAACCCCGGAAAUCCAGACUUGACCCCUAUAUUUGUUGCUACCAAGGACAAUAUGGCAGACCUUCGUGAAUUCGAGGAAAAUUUACGUUCAAAUUCAGCUAAAACGGAUGAUUCUGGAGAUGCAUACCAUUUGACCGGCGAAAAUGAUAGCUUUGAUAUCUAUGAAGGAUUUUCUCAUGCGGAAGAAGCAAGUUUAAAGCUUCAAGAUGUACACCCUGUUGAUGCUGUUAAACAAAUCAUAUUUCCUGCGAAUGAGGAAACUGUUCCUGGUAAACCACUGAUCUCUCAUUUUGAUAUGCAAAAAUUCUUUGCUCAUUUGAAUCCCUCGAGUAAAUUGGGUUCCAUUCUUCUAUAUGGGGAUGUUGUUACUUCCACAAGUAUGAUUUUGGACCAGAAUAAAACAUUAUUGGCAGCAUUACCUGAAAAUAGGGCUAUUCAUGUGGGUACAAUUCAAUUAUUAGGUAGAGGACGUGGUGGAAAUACGUGGGUUAACCCAAGGGGAGUUCUUGCGUCAACAACUGCAAUUAAUUUACCUGCUGUAUCACCAAGUUCUGGAGAAAGAACUCCGAUCGUUUUCGUGCAAUAUCUAGCUAUGUUAGCUUACUGUAAAGCCAUCCGCACAUUUGCUCCUGGCUAUGAAGAUUUACCAGUGAAGAUCAAAUGGCCUAACGAUCUCUAUGCAAUGAAACCUCAAUAUUACUAUAACAAUAACAUGAAACUUUUGGGGAAAGAAUUCCCCAAUGGAUUAAUUCCGCUUGACGACGUCGACCCGGCAUUUGUAAAGGUAUCUGGUCUUUUGGUAACCACAAAUUUCGUAUCAGGAAAAUACUCCUUAUUAUUGGGAUGUGGGGUUAACGUAACGAACGAAGCUCCAACGACUUCCUUGGCGACAUGGGUCAAAAUCUUGAAUAAUGAAAGAGAUGCUUUAGGAAUGCCGCACUUACCGCCAAUUGAUCAUGAAAUACUUCUAGCGAAGUAUCUCAACGAACUUGAUACUUUGUUGAAAAAAUUCUUGAUGUACGGACCAUCUCCAAUCUUGCCCGAGUACUAUAAAUACUGGAUGCAUUCCGACCAAAUUGUACAACUAUUGGACCAUAACUCUGUCAGAGCAAAACUUGUUGGAAUCACCGAAGAUUACGGCUUAUUGAUUGCCAAGGAGUUGAUUGCUGGAAGUAAUACUCAUUUCACCGGAAAUGUUUAUCAUCUGCAACCAGAUGGCAAUACGUUUGACAUUUUCAAAGGCUUGAUAUCUAAAAAAGCCUGA